CUUGUGCGUCACGUGAGAUGAUACACAUUGAAGAACAAAAGGCAAACUUCUACGAAGUCAAGGCAAAGCUCUAUUGGGAAAACGUUUGAUGGAAGACAAUGCCAAAUUCCACCAGCUGAAAUGAAAUAAGGACAAAGAUAAAAUGGCGAGGAGGAGGGUAAGCCCUCAGACUGUUGCAGAACUACAUGCAGUCAGUAGGACAGUCCAGACUGCCAUGUUGGAUGUUCAAUACAUAAACCCCACCAAAGGCAAGGGUGUAUUUGCCUUGUCACCUUUUCAGAAGGUAGACUUUGUUGUUGAAUACAGAGGACAAUUUAUCUACUUAAAGGAAUCAGAGAGGAGGAGGAGGAGGAUAUACAAUACACAAUGCUUAGUCUUCAUGUUCGACUUUAUGUGGCAUGGCAAGAAAUGGUGCAUUGAUGCUGCAAUGGAAGAUGGCUCAUUGGGAAGGCUGGUCAACAAUGAUCAUGUUCAUCCAAAUUGCAGAAUGAAAAGGGUAUUAGUUGGGGGAAAGCCACACCUCUGUUUGUUCGCUGCUAGAGACAUACACAGGGGAGAGGAGAUUACUUACGACUACGGAGACAGCAAUUGGCCAUGGAGAGAAAAGGGUGGUGGAGACUCUUCUGACAUAGCCGUGGAGAACCACAUUUUGCCAUGCAGCUCCAACCCAGUGGUACAACAGGAAGAGGUUUCACCCCUCAGCUUGCAGGGUGAUGGAGACUCUGACAUAGCCGUGGAGAACCACAUUUUGCCAUGCAGCUCCAACCGAGUGAUGCAACAGGAAGAGGUUUCACCCCUCAGCUUGCAGGGUGGCAGUGGAGACUCAUUUGUCAAGGAUUUAGAGACUAGCUCCUCUGUAUGCAGCUCCAGUGUGGUGUUGCAAGACAAAGAUUUUUGAAGAAGCCAAGUUCAGCUUGGUAAACUACUCAGACUCCAGCGAAUCAGCCAUCAGUUCCAGCGCUAUGAAUGAAGAUGUUCCCCCAUCCACCAUAAAGAGCAAAGAGAAGAUUCCUUUUGGGCUUGAUCUUUCUGACUCCAGUGUGAAACAUGGAGAUGAUGAACAAACGAUUGUACCAAGGCUUAGGAGAACCAAAAGCAUCUUUAUGAAAGAACAUUCCUGAUGGAUCUGAGGAGCUUUUUGACACUAGUCCUGAUAGUGGAGAAGAAUAUGUUCCAGCUUCAAGUGGGGAAAGUACCGAUGGUACAGAUGGAAGCAUGAUCUGUGAAAUAUCACCACCAUCCUUGUUGGAGGGGACUCUCAAUACUCCAUGUCAAAGCAGUAGCAAGAGCAGUGUAACAGAUGUCUGUGCUCCUGACUCCACAUGUUCUCCGAGCAAGGAAUGUGGAGAAAGUGCCUCAGUAUCCAUUCCUGCUGUCAGAAAGAAAGAAGAUGGAUCUCGGCUGUAUAACAAGAAAAGUUCUGUCUGUAUUGCGGGUCUUCUUUCCUAAAAAUCUCAAAGCAUUUGGAGCGUAAACACAAUUAAAGCCGCAAGCAGCCUCGACGGGCCCUCGCGCCAGCGGCCAAGGGGGGCGGGGGCAUGCGUCCCUGCGAAAUACCUUCCACAGCUUCUUCGGCAAGAGACAUAACCACAAGGUAGUGGUGUGAAGGAAAAGCAUUAUGGAAUUAUUUACCAAAAACCCAUGUUGGAGCAAUUGCGUCGGCCAAAAACAGCGCCCCCCAUGGACGAAAAUCCCCAAAAUGUGGUAUACAUGACAUGGGAGGUAGUAAGAGGGUGGUCGUGAAGUUUGACCAAAUUUGAGGAAAGAUUGGAUUUUUUGCCCAAAAAUAGCGCCCCCAGUGGCGAAAUAUCACAGAAAUUGGGUAACAUGUCAGAAGCCCAAUGAGUGAUUUGCGUGUGAAGUAUGAGCAGUUUUGAGCAAUUAGAAGAUUUAUGAAUUUUUAAGCAUGUAAAAUUUUGCAGUGAAAAUUGAUUGACGUAUAACUUCUGAACGGUUUAUGCUACGUGAAACGUAUUUAGAAACUUUUGUCAGCCAUGUCUGUAGAUCAUGUGUAUCAAUUUUGGUGACAUUCCUAUGAACGGUCUAGGAGGAGUUGCGCCGUGU
This is a messenger RNA of Neoarius graeffei (lesser salmon catfish), 2064 nucleotides long. Its product is annotated as histone-lysine N-methyltransferase set-1-like. Gene Ontology annotation, molecular function: protein binding. The record is from RefSeq and is a predicted model, not a curated record. NCBI's taxonomy places the organism in Eukaryota, Metazoa, Chordata, Actinopteri, Siluriformes, Ariidae. The transcript has 10 exons. The coding region runs from base 143 to 898 and encodes 251 amino acids.